Sinocyclocheilus anshuiensis is the source of this 2729-nucleotide messenger RNA. Its product is annotated as low affinity vacuolar monovalent cation/H(+) antiporter-like. The record is from RefSeq and is a predicted model, not a curated record. The coding region runs from base 169 to 2472 and encodes 767 amino acids. Lineage: Eukaryota; Metazoa; Chordata; Actinopteri; Cypriniformes; Cyprinidae. Gene Ontology annotation, biological process: calcium ion transmembrane transport; intracellular calcium ion homeostasis. Gene Ontology annotation, cellular component: membrane; endomembrane system. The transcript has 20 exons. Gene Ontology annotation, molecular function: calcium:proton antiporter activity.
GUAUACUGUGGGUUCAGCUGGAAUCUUAUUGACAUUAUAAAAAUAAUUCCAAGGGAAAGAAGGGAGUGCUAAGAAGCGCGUUCACAGCAGGCGUCGGUGGCGCGCACAGGCCGCGGCUGCAGAAGAGCUGAUGGUGUUGGAGGCGCGCGUCCGCGCGACUGUAGCAGGAUGGCGCACGCCAAACACACCAACACCAUGUCCACUGAUGUGGAGAGUCGCAGGCGACGGUCCACUGAGAGCUCAGAGCCCCUCUGGGACCAUGACCCCAAAGGCCGCCGCUGUAGCUCCCAGUGUGACAGACUGUGUGUAGCUGGAGCAUAUCUUGAGAUCCCAGAUACUCCUUCCCCCUGCACCUCCCAGUACUUUGGACACUACACCCCAAAAUGCCUCUCUGCCCACAGGCAUUCCCUGCAUUCACGGUGCACAGAUGAUGUCUGGCAGGAAGCGAGCAUCAGAACCACCAUCCGAGCAGAAAACGAGGUGGAGGCACAUAAACUUGCCAACAACUACAGGUUUGGUUUCAGGAAAUGGAAGAGUCAUGUAACCGAACGACCCAUUGAAGACAGAUCUGAUGUAGUUAAAGAGCUUUAUUCUGACCUCAACUAUAUCAAACAUCAUUCAGGAUCACUGGUCACUGUUGGGAAUGUGAUCUAUGUAUUGCUCUUUGGCUGGUGGAUCUCCUUAUUUUACUUCUUGGUUAGUCUGCUGAUGUUUUGCACCAUUGCUGGGAUCCCAUAUGGAAAGCUUUGUUUGCAGCUGUCAGGUUAUUUCUUAUGGCCAUUUGGAAAGGCAUUACAGAAAAGCAGCAGUCUGGUGAGGAAAUGUUGUAUGAAAUUCCCACAUUGUGAGGCCAUUCCGGAGGUGGAUGAGAUAAAGGAGACUUCGGAGGUGAAAGAGUCUACACCUCUGCUGUGCUCCGCUCCUGCCAUCACCACAGAAAUCCCUUUGACUACACCGCCUCCAAAACAGACUCGUUACUGGUGUCGGCUGAGUACGUAUGUUUGGCUGGUGUUGGGAUACCCCCUGCUGGCUGUGGUUCAUUUCCUGGCUAUCUUCCUGUCCUGGAUGCUGGUUUUCACCAUCCCGGUGUCAAAGAUGAACGUCAGGACCUUGAGCAUCAUCCUGCUUAUGCCACCAGAGGAGGUCAUAAUUCGGACUGUGAAAAAAGCACAAGGUUGUGAGACCAGAGUUCUGCUGUGCUGUUACCGUGCCUUUAACUGGUACUACUAUAAAUUUACUGUGGAUGGGAUCAAUGUGUUUGCUGUCAAUCUGUUGCCUCUUGUUAUUAUCACCCUGGUGAUCGGCUAUAUGGACAAAGAUAAUUAUUAUGUGAGCUCAGAGGCAAAGUUUGCCACAGCAGUGAGCUCUAUUAUCCCAUUGUCUUACUACAUUGGGAUGGGGAUAGCAAGUAUUUCUGCACAGAGUAACUUUGCAGUGGGAGCGGUAGUAAACGCCACGUUCGGCUCGAUUACGGAGAUGGCCUUUUACAUCACAGCUUUGCUGCAGGGUCAUCAUGCAGGAAAUAAGUGCUACGCAGAGAUCGUCAAAUCUGCUCUGACAGGCACACUGCUGGGCUGCAUCCUCUUCAUACCUGGCAUCUGUAUGAUCAUCGGCGGCUGCAAACACAGAGAGCAGCAGUUCAACAGCAGGUCGGCAGGAGUCAGCUCAGCUCUGCUCUUUAUAUCAAUAGGAGGUGUUUUCGCCCCCACGCUGUUUUCAAAGGCUUAUGGAAACUUUAUAUGUGAGGGCUGUAACAACUCGCCUGGUAACACCACAAAUCCCUUCUUAUGUAAUAACUGCCACUACGACCUGAGCGAAAACAACCGACCUCUUUUUUUGAGUCAUAUCGAGCCUUUAGUGUACACAAUCUCUGUCCUGUUGCCUGCUGCAUAUCUCAUUGGUCUGAUCUUCACCCUUAAGACUCAUUCGCAUAUUUAUGAUAUCCACAUCAGUGAUGCCCACUGUCAUGUUGUUAGUGACCAUGGUGCAGUGGUUCACUGGUCUAGAUCGAGAGCUGUAGUGGUGCUCAUUUUGGCUACAGUAAUGAUGGCAGCUUGCGCUGAUCUCAGCACUGAGCACAUCAAACCUAUCAUCUCCAACUCCAGUGUCUCACAGUAUUUUAUUGGAGUUACUGUAUUGGCCAUGGUUCCCGAGCUUCCUGAGAUAGUCAAUGGGAUCCAGUUUGCUCUUCAGAACAACAUCAGCCUCAGCCUGGAAGUGGGGAGCUGUAUUGCAGUUCAGGUGUGCAUGUUGCAGAUACCGCUACUGAUCUUGUUCAAUGCUUUUUAUGAUGUUGGAUUCGUUCUCAUAUUCAGUGAUUUACACCUCUGGGCAAGCAUCUUUAGCGUUAUUCUGGUCAACUACAUAUUUAUGGAUGGAAAGUCAGACUACUUCCAGGGAACUGCUCUGGUGGUCGUGUACCUUAUUCUUCUGGCUUUGUACUUUUUUGCACCUGCUCCUCUUGGAUGUUGAGAAAAAUGACUUUUUCCCUGUUAUCUUUUAUUGUUGACAUGUAUAGUGUUUUUGUGUAUUCUUGUCUUAUAUAUAUACUGUAAAAUUUGGAAUAUUUUCCAGCAUGUGAAGUAUGCAAGCUCUUACUUGUGAGCCGGAUAGAAGCUAGGAGCGAUUUCACUGUUUACUUGAAAAUGCAUAAAAAUAUUUAACAUUCACAAAAAAUAAUUAGAUGUCGCAUCUAUCAAAAUGAACUAAUAAAUUUUGUAUUCCUUUCA